Molecule: messenger RNA, 2696 nt
Organism: Tetranychus urticae (two-spotted spider mite)
Lineage: Eukaryota; Metazoa; Arthropoda; Arachnida; Trombidiformes; Tetranychidae
Source: RefSeq, a predicted model, not a curated record
UUUUUUUAGUUAAGUCUUGUUGUUGAACCAAGACAAAUGACGGAUUUGGAUUACUCAAAGUUUCUUCUGAUAUUAACGUUCUUUUUUGUCCUGUGAUCAACUUUCAACAUGUAUAACCUAACCUACAACCACCAGUUUUUUCAAAAUCAAAACUAUGUUAAGAGUGAAAAUAUGGAUACAAAUUUUGUUAAUGUUUUGAACAACAAAUCAUUUAAAUCAUCGAUACCAUCAUCAUCUGUUUUAUCAUUAGUUAAGAACUAUUCUUCAAGUAUAAAUGAUAAAUCAACGUUCAAUCAGCUGAAUUUAAUCAACAACAACAACAACCGUAAUAACAACAAUAAUAUUUGUUAUAAUAAUAAUAAUAAUAAUAAUAAUGUUAUUAAUAUGAAUAACCAACAACUACCUCAAAGAAAUGAUAAUAUAAACCAUCAUACCAAAUUAGUUAAUAACCAGAAAAAAAGAUAUUCCUGUGAUCAAUGUUCAUAUUCAACUGAUAGACGAGAUCUUUAUCGGAGACAUGAAAAUAUUCACAGAGAUGAAAAGCCAUUUCGUUGUUAUGUGUGUAAUAAAAUGUUUAACCGAGCUGAUCAUGUUAAGAAACAUUUCCUUAGGAUCCACAAAGGUCUUGAAUAUAAUGUGAAACUAAUCAAAAGGAUUAACGGCGUUGAUUAUACUGCAUCAAAUGUCAAUCAUACCACCAAUGGAUCGCCAAAUACCAACAAUAGCAUCGCUUCCGAAAGUACACUUUUAAACAAUAACAAAAUCAUUUGUGACACCAACAAUAACAACCAUAAUAGUAUUACUAAUUUAGAAAGUCAAACCAAUGGUUUAAAAAGUUUACCAACGUUUAAUCUCGCUUUGUGGAAUGAAGAAUCAAAUAGAUUACUUCUUGAAAACUACAGUUCGCAAUCCAAGUAUACAUUACCUCCACGACAAUCUCAAUCUCAAUUGCAUUCUAAUUCUCAAUUAUCUCAAUUGUCUCAUCAAUCAACACAUCAAGAUCGUGAACAUUUAUGUGAUUCAAAUGGUCAAUCAAACGAUCAAAGGGACUUGCUAAAUAUUAUUAAUGAUGCUGGUUUAACUUUAUGUUUAAAGCUGAAUGGUUCAAAUAAUGGAGUUAAUGGAAGAACAUCGAAUGCUGAUAAAUCGCCCCUUAUUUCAUGCUUCUCAACGAAAAUGUCUAGUCAUGUAAAUUCACCAAGAUCAACUCCACCAACUCCAUCGCCUUCACCACCCUGCACUGAUAUACGAGGUAUAAAUAUAUUUAAAGGGUCAAUACCAAGAAAUCAAGAAAAUCGACGUUCCCCAUACGAUAUGAGAUCUGUCUGUGCAACACAAAAUCAUCGAAAGCCAACAUCACUUUUAUCACCAAUCAAUUGCAAAAUACCUCCACAAACAAUAGCAACAUCGUUAGUUAAACCAAAAUGUCCAGAUAAAAAUGAAAACUCACAUCAAUAUGUUCAACCUGAUCACCAAAUGACAAUAACGUCUCUCAAAGGCAGCAAAAGCAAAGCCAGCCACAUCACUAACAAUAACAAUGGAUGUAAUAUUAUUGAUAAAGUCGAUGAAAUGAUAAAAAUGAGUGAAAAUGAAUUCAAUAGACGCCUAUUGGAAUCAAUGGGUCCAUCUUCGUCCUCUACUUUAUUAUCUGAACGAGACUCGUUUCCACAUGCGACUCUAAUUUUUAAUACUGAACCAUCUAAUAACUCAAAGAAAACUAGUUGGUUUAACCGUUUGAAUCCAGUUCGUGUUAAUACAGUGUCUAGUGUUUCAACUAGCAAUAAUGAUUUGGAUGAUGAAUCUAAUUCACAAUCAAAGAUUAAUAUCAAUAUGAAAUAUUCACAUAAAUUUCCAGAUAAACAUUCAGAAAAAUAUUCUGAAGAAGAAAUAUCAUCAGAAACAUGGCAGUCUGAUGAAAUUUCAAUAGAUGAAUCCGAUAUCAUUGAAGAAGUUGAUAGUGAAGAUGACAAUUAUUUAGAAAUGUCUCAAUUUAAAGAUGAAGAUGAUGAUAAAAUUGAUAUUUAUUUACAUGAAAUCAAAUCAAAUACAUUUGAUUGUGAAUAUUGUGGAUGUUCAUUUGCUAAUUACAAAUCACUUCAUACUCAUCGUUAUCUUCUUCAUCAAUAUAUCAACAAGCAAAACAAUCUUUAUCCAUAUUCUUGUGUUAUUUGUGGUAAACGAAGUUCAACACAAAAGCAAAUGAUAAAUCAUAUGGUUAAUCAUAAUGGACUGCGAAAUUCAAGGAAAUACUCAAGAAAUGGAUCAGCAUCACCAUCUAUGGUGCCUAUGAAAUCAUCAAUAAGGAAAAAUCGAAGAAAACAAAGCGAACCAAAACGAGUUGCAAUGUAAAUUCAAAAGAGCAACUUUUGAUAACAUAUGCCAUUGGAUUCUCUUAAUUGCCAAUUGAAAUGAUAAUCGAGUUGAUUAUGGAUUAUUAACAGCAAUAGCAUCCGAUUGGGAGGAAUCAAAUGUUAUGCGACUGGUUAUCCGCUUAUUCAAUCUUCAUCUUCAGAUCUAUCCCAAAAAUGCCAAGAAAUAUAAAUUUAUUAAAUUUUCACCCAAUGUCUGUAAACUGUGAUCAGCUCUAUUUUAUUUAGUUAGAUUGAUCAUGUUAAUAUGUACCUGAGCUUGUUAAUUAAUUUGUAAAUAACAUAAAAUAAAAUGUUUAUGAUGCAAAAUCGUUUUUAAAACACUAA